Molecule: messenger RNA, 1146 nt
Organism: Liolophura sinensis
Lineage: Eukaryota; Metazoa; Mollusca; Polyplacophora; Chitonida; Chitonidae
Product: melatonin receptor type 1A-like
Exons: 4
Coding region: 1-1146 (381 amino acids)
Biological process (GO): G protein-coupled receptor signaling pathway
Cellular component (GO): membrane
Molecular function (GO): G protein-coupled receptor activity
Source: RefSeq, a predicted model, not a curated record
AUGGAACUCGAAGAGUUCUUCGGUAUGAUCCGCCAACAGGUACAGUUUGAAGCAGAUCGGUCGGAAAACGAAACCUACAACGAAACAUGGAUUCAUACGGAUUUUAUUCAGAGGUAUCCGUAUCUUACCAUUCCUUACUUGAUCGUUCUUUCUCUGGCCACAGCGAUGGGAACAAUAGGCAACAUUCUGGUGAUCGGGGCUGUCCUCGUAUCUGCGCGCCUGAGAACCACAGGCAACAUGUUUAUUGUCAACCUUUCGCUUGCGGAUUUGGUCGUCACGACAAUGGUAUUCCCAUUCUGUCUUGUGGGUGUUAUCGGUGGUCCCAAGUUUUUCAUGGACAAAGAGAUCUUGUGUCACGUGGUUGCCGGAAUCUGUCUUCCCAGCUGUGUUUGUUCCUUGUGGAAUAUGGGAGCCAUUGCCUUUAACCGAUACGUUUUUCUAUGCCGUAACCAGGUCUACUCCCGUAUCUACACCCGUUGUAGCACCCUGCUCAUGUGCUUUGGAUUGUGGACUUGCAGUUUUGUUGUCAUGGAGAUGCCCAUCUUAUUGGGCUGGGGCGCCCAUAACUUCGACAUGAAGACAAUGAUGUGCAGCUACUCUCGCCUCGCAAGUUACGCCUUCACCAUGUUCUUCUGCCUCUUCGCAAUCGGCACCCCCAUGAUUCUGGUGUUCUUGUGCUAUCUUCGGAUUUACCUGUACGUCCGAGCGUCCCAACGCCGUCUAAGGGAGUUCUCGCUGGAGUCAUCGAGAAAAGGGAAAGCCUCUAACAGCAUGUCCAACAUGGAAAAACUCGUCAGUAUUCGAAAGAAAGAGGAAAUCCAGCUUGCCCGGACCCUCUUCCUCGUCUUCUUCGUCUACUUCUUUUGUUGGACGCCAUACGCAUGCGUCGUGCUCUCUGACCCCGAGGACAAGUUGCCGAUGGUGGCUCACGUUAUUGUCGUACAACUGGGUCACGGGAACAGCUCCUUGAACAGCAUCAUUUAUGGCUACACUAACAAGCAGUUCCGAGACGGUUACAAGAAAUUUCUCGGUCUCUUUUGCCAAGUGAUGAAGCGAUUUCACAGAAAACUGUCCAGAUCUCAACACACCGAAACCAUAGAAGUCACGGACUUAUUCGCAACAAAGGCGUCCUUGGGAAGAUGCUAA